GGUAUGAACACGGACCCAUAUUCAGAAUGUCGAACGAAAACAGGCAGCUAGUCAUUGUCGGCACGGGGAUUUCUCAUGGUAAGUGUCCACUGCUUCGCGGCUUGUUCUGCUAUGUAUACGUAAAUACCUAACCCCCGUUAGCUCUAGCCCCCGCGAUCCACAAUUUUAUCUCCAAGUCAAUAAACCUGCCUUAGAAAUUUGGCCUUGCAGACACGCCGGAUAUUGAUGGAUUCAUCUCCCGAAUGCGCGAUCCAUCGUGGGUAGGGGCUGUGGUCACCUUGCCUCACAAACGGAGUGUAAUUCCCCUUCUGGAUGAAGCUGAUGAACAUGUGGCGGCGCUUAGGGCUUGCAACGGUAUCUGGAAGACAAAUGAUGGUAAGCUCGUGGGCACCAACACCGACUGGCGAGGCGUGUAUGGUAGUCUGAUCGCAGCAACCGAAGAGGGGAAGGAAAAGCCUGCCAUAGUUAUCGGCGCUGGUGGUGCCUGUCGUGCAGCGGUAUAUGCUCUCGCAAUUCACCUAAACGCACCAACAAUCUACAUUAUCAAUCGCGAUGCACAGGAAGUCGCCGACCUACUGAAGGACGUGACCGAAGGUUACACAUCUGCUGGCCUAGUCGUUCCUUCCAUCGUACACGUUACCUCCGUCGACGAAGCCCACUCCCUUGCAACACCUUAUUAUAUCGUCGGGACCGUUCCAGACUUCCCUCCCGUGUCGCCUGCAGAAAUCACCGCACAAGAUAUUCUUGUCGCCUUCAUUCAGCAACCCGAGAAGGGUGUUCUGCUCGACAUGUGCUAUAAACCUCGCGAGACACGGCAUUUGAAGCUUGCAAAGGAGGGGGGUUGGAAAACCGUUGAUGGAGUCAAUAUAAUUGCGUGGCAGAUCGAGACACAGUGGCCUUUAUGGGCUGGCGAAGAGAAAGCUAAACAGAUCCCUGCAGAUGAGGCUAGGGCGGUCUUGUAUAAGGCAGCUUUGGGUCAAGGAGAAUAAAAUCCGGAAGACUGUUGAAUAGAACAGACCUACAUCUGUCAUAGUGUUCCUUCCUUUGUUGCAAAUCUCGGCUGCUUACUUGUCAAGAGGUUAAUUGGUAAGAAUUCACUUACUGAGGGACUAGAUAGAGCGAGAGUUCCGAAUUUUCAAGAAUAUUCUGGUUGAAAAACAUGCAGUAGUUGAGUAGCUGAAAAAUCGUCAUCA
Desarmillaria tabescens is the source of this 1193-nucleotide messenger RNA. RefSeq lists its product as uncharacterized. Bases 243 to 989 code for a protein of 248 amino acids. The record is from RefSeq and is a predicted model, not a curated record. Gene Ontology annotation, biological process: chorismate biosynthetic process; shikimate metabolic process. NCBI's taxonomy places the organism in Eukaryota, Fungi, Basidiomycota, Agaricomycetes, Agaricales, Physalacriaceae. Gene Ontology annotation, molecular function: shikimate 3-dehydrogenase (NADP+) activity. The transcript has 3 exons.